Molecule: messenger RNA, 1522 nt
Organism: Eurypyga helias (sunbittern)
Lineage: Eukaryota; Metazoa; Chordata; Aves; Eurypygiformes; Eurypygidae
Gene: PEX6
Product: peroxisomal biogenesis factor 6
Exons: 12
Biological process (GO): protein import into peroxisome matrix
Cellular component (GO): peroxisomal membrane; cytosol
Molecular function (GO): ATP hydrolysis activity; ATP binding
Source: RefSeq, a predicted model, not a curated record
GCUUGUCCAGGAGGGAGACAUCCUGUGUGUUCCAACGUUUGGAUAUGCCGAGUUCUUAGAAGUAAAUGCAGACAAAUUCCUAAGAUGGCCAGAGCUUUACUUCAAAGUGAGGAAGAUUGUGGGCACGGUGGAAGGCGAGCAGUCUGAGGGUUACCUGGUGGACACCCAGAACAGCUCGCUCUAUCUGGUGGGUUCAACAAACAGCGCUGUCCCGUCUGCCCCAGCCUACAACAGCCACGAGUUCUGGAGCAGUUUGUCUCCUGCUGGACUUUCUGAUGUUGUGAAGCAGCUCUGUGAUGCUCUUCGGCCUCACCUGAACGCUCGGGCAAGUGCACUGAGCGGGGCUGGCAGCGUUCUCCUCGUGGGACCAAGCGGCAGUGGGAAACUGAUGGCUGUCCGAGCUGUGUGUAGCUGCCUCAACCUCCACCUCUUCAAGGUUGAUUGUGUCAGUUUGUGCAGUGACACCAGCGCAGCUACAGAGGAGAAAGUGCAGAUGGCCUUCGCCCAGGCCCAGCGGUACCACCCCUGUGUGCUCCUGCUAGACAUCGAGUUGCUCGGCAGAGACCGGGACAGGCUGGGGGAGGACGCCAGGGUCAUCACCACGCUGAGGCAGCUGCUCCUGGACGCAGACCCAGCACGAAGCAGCCACCCUGUCCUGGUGAUCGGCACAACCUGCAAGCCUCAGGAUGUCCCUACGGACGUGCAGACUGCUUUCCUUCACGAGGUGAAAAUUGAAGCCCCUUCAGAAGAGCAGAGGAGGUCGAUGCUGAGCAUGCUGACUGCCGGGCUGCCUCUGGGCAAAGAAGUGAGCCUAUCCAAGCUGGCCCGCAGGACUGCAGGUUUUGUGCUGGGAGAUUUCUGUGCCUUGUUGUCCCACAGCAGCCGGGCUGCUUGUACCCGCAUCCAGGCCUUGAGUUUUCCAGGCGGACUGAGCGAGGAAGUGGAGAGAGACUUUUGCACCGCGGGGUUCCCAGUGCUGGAGGAGGAUUUUGGUGUUGCGCUGGAGCAGCUGCAGAGUGCCCAUUCGCGGGCUGUGGGAGCCCCAAAGAUCCCCUCCGUGUCCUGGCAGGAUGUUGGUGGGCUCCAGGAGGUGAAGAAGGAGAUCCUGGACACGAUCCAGCUGCCCCUGGAGCACCCAGAGCUGCUAUCGCUGGGUCUGUGCCGCUCUGGUCUGCUGCUGUAUGGGCCUCCAGGGACAGGGAAGACCUUGCUGGCAAAAGCCGUGGCAACCACGUGCUCCAUGACGUUCCUGAGCGUGAAGGGCCCAGAGCUCAUCAACAUGUACGUUGGGCAGAGUGAGGAGAACGUGCGUAACGUGUUUGCCAGAGCCAGGGCAGCUGCUCCCUGCAUCAUCUUCUUUGAUGAGCUGGAUUCCCUGGCCCCCAGUCGUGGGCGGAGUGGAGAUUCGGGGGGUGUCAUGGACAGGGUUGUCUCGCAGCUCCUGGCUGAGCUCGACGGCCUUCAUUCCGCCAGAGAGGUGUUUGUCAUCGGAGCUACGAACAGGCCCGACCUCCUGGACCCG